Erinaceus europaeus (western European hedgehog) is the source of this 1518-nucleotide messenger RNA. Its product is annotated as asialoglycoprotein receptor 2. The record is from RefSeq and is a predicted model, not a curated record. Gene Ontology annotation, molecular function: D-mannose binding; fucose binding. Gene Ontology annotation, cellular component: external side of plasma membrane. Gene Ontology annotation, biological process: biological process involved in interspecies interaction between organisms. Lineage: Eukaryota; Metazoa; Chordata; Mammalia; Eulipotyphla; Erinaceidae. Bases 304 to 1242 code for a protein of 312 amino acids. The transcript has 9 exons.
AUGCCAGGCUAGAACCGCUGGACACUCAGAUACAAGGGCUCAGGGCCCUCCAGGGACCAGCUCCUUGGCCUCCUCUACUCACCCAGCUCUGCCUGCCCCACUUUUCUGUGUCACAGCUUCUCCUUUGCUUUGGGGUCUGAGCUUCUUGAGAGACCCUGGAGUCAGCCCUCCACACCUUCAACAGGCCCAAGCAGUUUCCUGGUGCCAGAUUCCACUUGAAUUGUCAUCUUAGCACGAGCAUCAGCCCCAAAUUCAGCCCCAAGAGCAAUUCAACCCAACCCCAGAUCCAGCCCCAGCCCCAGCAUGGAGAAGGACUUGCCAGACAUCCAGCAGUUGGACCCCGAGGAAAAUGACCAUCAGUUUGGUGCAGAUGAGAGGCCGGGCACUCGUAGGUACCGUGCCAGGAGAGAAGACCCAUUUUGGAAAGGAACCCCUCAGCCCCGGCCCCUUCUGCAGCAGAGUCUCCGCUCCUCAUCCAGCUUCGCUCUGAUCUCCCUGGGCGUCAACAUCCUGCUGUUGGUGGCCACCUGCGUGGUUGGGUCUCAAAGAACACAACUGCAAGAGGAGUUGUGGGCUCUAAAAGGAAGGAUUAGCAACUUCUCCAGCACCCUCACACAACUCCGAGCUGUGAGCUUCCAUGGAGGCAGCACAGGUAACAAGGUGACAUCUCUGGAAACCAAGCUGGAGAAACAAGUGCAGGACCUGAAAGCAGAUCAUAACUCCCUGCUCCUUCACCUGAAGCACUUCCCAGCGGAUCUGCGCACCCUGACCUGUCAGGUGGCAUUCUUCCGGAGCAACGGCACAGAGUGCUGUCCAGUUAACUGGCUGGAGUUUGAAGGCAGCUGCUACUGGUUCUCUCGUUCUGGGAAGACCUGGGCUGAGGCUGAGAAGUACUGCCAGCUGGAGGACUCCCACCUGGUGGUCAUCAACUCCAGGGAAGAGCAGGUCACAAAACUGUCACCAGGUAACUUACCAUGCAGAGAAGAGAAGGAUCUCUGUCUUCUUUGUCAGUGCUUCAGACUGUGCUCUCAUCCUACCUUUGUGUCACUCCCCACCCCACACCCUGUGAGUCUGCCUGAAAGUCAUUCCUGUGUUGAUGGGUCAAACAAAAGUCGAUAUGGGGAGUCAGCGGUAGAGCAGCAGGUCAAGCGCACGUGGCGCAAAACUCAAGGACCCAGUGAAAGGAUCCCAGUUGGAGCCCCCCACUCCCCACCUGCAAGGGAAUUGCUUUGUAGGCAGUGAAGCAGGUCUGCAGGUGUCUAUCUUUCUCUCCCCCUCUCUGUCUUCCCCUCCUCUCUCCAUUUUUCUCUGUCCUAUCCAACAACGAUGACAACAAUAAUAAGUAGACAUGAUGUGACUGAAGACACAUGUUGUCCCGCUCCACUCCAGUCCAGAGUACUUUCAAACUAACUUAGUUGGAUGAAAAGCAAUACAGGCUGGACCAGGGAGAUAGCAUAGUGGUAGUACUGCUCUGGUUUCUCACACUCAUGAAAUAAAUAAAUGUAUCUUAAAAGAGAA